AGCAAGUAUUUUUGAUUUAGUACGAUUUUGUAUCAAAAAUAUUUUAACUUGUGUGCUUAGCACCAGCGAAAGGCAUAUGGAGGUGUGUCUUUGACGGGUUUUCUAGGAUCUAGCCGGUUUUUGGUCUCCGGUGGAUCUGUCUGGAUUGAACCGACACUCGUGGUCUUCUGAGUUUUUACAUGCCGUUUUCGACGGGAUUUUCCUCCGAGACAACUUCUACAAGAUUUUGGGUUUACAAGAUUGCUCCGCUGGGACGGAGGGCCAGAGGCAACAACAAGUUUUGCUCACGGCGCACUAUUGAUGGAUCCUGAAGGAAAAGGACGCCUUUAAAAAAAGAUGCAGUUUUUAAAGAAAAAAUAAAUAGCAUUUUCACUAGGCCACCAAAAGAAAAGAAAAAAUAUUUACAGACUUCAAGUAAAAAUGAAUGCACCUGGAGAAGCGAGACGGCCGCCGCCGGCCGAACUCGUAGCGUCGGCGUCCCCUCGAAUCGACCGUCGGGUCACCUUGCCCCCAUUUAUAGGGGCCGCUCGGCACUCCCGCCUGCAAGUAGUAGCUGAGCGGCCUCGAUGGCGACGCCCCGUUCCCGCCCCUCGGCGGCGGCCCCGCCAGCCGGCACGUCAGGAGGUCUAGCUGCUGCAUUCUCCUCCCACCGCCGAUCCCAUCCCAAUCCCUCUCACGUAGCUCCUCCCACUUUAAUAUUUCCAUUGCUCGCUCAAGUUCUUCCGACCUCACAAAUCCCUUUUUCUUGCUUGCUUCAUUCAGUGAAUUUUUCUGUAUCAGGCCGAUGUUGUUGUCAGAGGCUACAGUGGGUACAACACAAGAUGGGCUAUGUUCUUGAUGCAGCGCGUCUUUCCCCUGGAUGGCUUACCGCCCGUCGCGACGGCUGUAUUCUUCGGUGCCAAUGAUGCGGCGCUUCUGGGACGGUCAUGCGAGCGAAACCAUGUUCCAGUUGUGGAGUUUAAAGAGAAUCUCAGAGCCAUGGUUAAUCAUCUCAAGGAUUGUUCCAAGUCCAUGGUGAUUUUGCUUAUCACCCCACCUCCUGUUGAUGAAGACGGAAGAGAAAGAUAUGCACGGUUGGCAUCACUUCUCUUCCUGAAUUAUUCAUGUUUGUUUUAUAAAAUUUAG
Messenger RNA from Triticum urartu, 1125 nucleotides. The record is from RefSeq and is a predicted model, not a curated record. NCBI's taxonomy places the organism in Eukaryota, Viridiplantae, Streptophyta, Magnoliopsida, Poales, Poaceae.